Messenger RNA from Daucus carota subsp. sativus, 980 nucleotides. Its product is annotated as thylakoid lumenal 15.0 kDa protein 2, chloroplastic. The record is from RefSeq and is a predicted model, not a curated record. The coding region runs from base 125 to 811 and encodes 228 amino acids. The transcript has 6 exons. Lineage: Eukaryota; Viridiplantae; Streptophyta; Magnoliopsida; Apiales; Apiaceae.
GAUUCCUAUCCAAACAAAAACAUAUACUGAAACUAAACCCGCAGAACACAAUCUAGUAUGACUGACAGUUUAUGUACAUGCAAAGAUCUGACUGUCUGAAAGUGAGGUUGGGAAGUUACUAGCAAUGGUGGGCUUUCUUCUACAAUUCCCUUGUUCUGUUCCAGCUUUCAGAUCAUCUUCAACCAAUCCUCUUCUUGCUGCUACUGUUGUUUCUGCUCAUUCCGACCAUUCACUUACAACCCAACAAAAUUCUUCUCAUUUCACCAGAUGGGCUGCUGCUUUUCCAUCCAAGUCUUUGAGUUUUGCGCUUUCUGCUACUCUUGCUAUUUCUUUAUCUCUCUCAGGAAUUGGAUAUGCUGAAGCAAAAGUUGGGGUUAACAAGCCAGAAUUGCUCCCUAAAAACUUCACUCCAGUUAUUGACGUAGCUGGUUUCCUCUCUGAAGGACAGGAAAACAGAAUUGCACAGGAGAUUACUGCUAUUGAGAAGGACACUGGUUUUAAGUUGAGAGUUCUUGCUCAGAAUUAUCCUGAUACUCCUGGGUUAGCGAUCAAAGAUUAUUGGCAAGUCGAUGACAGAACUAUCGUUUUUGUAGCUGACCCUACCUUUGGCAAUAUACUGAACUUUAAUGUGGGAGAUUUGGUUGAUCUAGACAUACCACGCAGCUUCUGGAGUCGCUUGGCCGGAAAAUAUGGAAAUAUGUUUUAUUGGAAAGAAAAGGGUGAAGAUGCAUCUAUAGAAGCAGCUGUAAUGGCAAUAUCAAAUUGCUUAAGGGAACCGGUGGGACCAAACAAUUGUUCAGAGAUAAACUAAGGUGCAACUACAGUAGUUGAUUAUGUAAUUACAUUUGUCAUUGUUCUGUACUGACGUUCAUUUCAUGCACUAAUUGUGUUAUAAAAUUAUUUAUUUACACCUGUAUUUAAGAAGUUAUAUUAUACAACAAUAAUAUAUAUAUGGUAGAGUCAAAGAGUGUUGUCUUUUC